UUUGCCCUGAAACCCAGCCUCAAGAACGACAAGGAGAUAGAGAGGCGUUUAUUAACGGAGUGAAUUUUUGCAAUUCCCAGAUUAUAGUUUGGUAAUGGACUCCACCGAUUCAUCAUUGCUCGACUCGUCUAAGACGAAGAAGGUGCUGCAUUCCAGUUCGAAGCCAAAUCCUUCGCCGGAGAUUAAGUCUCCGGACCGGGAUCCAUGGAGCUCCAAGACCCCUGAGAAGCCGGUAAAUGCUCCUCGCCGGAGUCGAAACCGCAGCUCCGCGCUCUCCUUGAAACAAGUCCGACAGGCGGCGCUAAAGCUCCGAAAAUCAGAUCCACUUUUGAGCUCCGCCGCAGGGCAGAUUGGUUCCCAGCUUGAAUCUCCUCCGCCUGCAAAGCCUAAGAAGUCCGACGGUCCAGCAAAGCUGCCGGAAAAGUAUGAAAUUUUGGGUGAAUUCUUCAAUAGCUUGGAUAAUUCUAUCCGGCUGCUACUAAUUAAGGGAUCAAAGACAACAUUUACAAACAUUAGUACCAAAAUUGAGUGUUUAACUGACAGGAGGUUUUCUCACAGUCAUCUAGCUCAGUUGAAGUUUAUUUUACCCGAAGCCAUUGAGGUAACGAAGAUCCUCGUGCAUGAUGAGCGCACGAGCUGUAUGAAGCCUGAUCUUCGCAUUACGCUAAAUGCCAGCGCGGUUGGGGACAAUGGAAAGGUGAAAUCUGGGAGUGGGAAUUUGGAGUUGAGGAAAGUGUUCCGGGCUCGGCUUUUGGAUUUCUUCAAAUCCCAUCCAGAGGGAGAUGACAUUCCAGAAGAGGAAUUACCUCAUCCCUUCAAUCAAUCAAAGCCACCAUUGCCUUUUGGUUCAUCCUUGAAGGGUGGUGAGGCAAGAAAUGAAGCUGUGUAUGAGAUUGAUGGCAUCGUCGUCAACCUGUCUAAACCCCCGGCUUCAACGUCCCACCUUUCUCGUUCUUUCGGACGGAGCUUCUCCCAGCGCAGCACGCUUUGCAGGGCGGAGGACACCAAGCAAGAACGAACGGUUGCUGUCAAUCUUUCCCCCGAGAGGAAAGCUUGUAAAUCUUGUGCUGAUUCGGGCGUUGGAUGCUCGCCUAAUGCUGCUGCUGUUUCUGCUAAAGGAACACCAACUAAACUCGCAUCCACCCCAGUAAAACCGAUGAGCUCCACACCUGCUCUUCGACCUCCCAAGAGAUGUUAUAUGACCCCGGAAGACAACGAUUCAGCUAAAUCUCCAAACAAACUAGUUAGGCGCCCUUCCCGGGGCAGGCUGAUCUUUGACACUCCAGUGAAGAAUGCAGGUAGUGAGACUGAAAGACUUUCAGCUCAUGAUGAUAUAUAUGAUCUCCCCGAGGAUCUCUUGCAAUCAAUAAGAGAAAAGGAAAGGAAGGCGCUCGAGGAAAAAGAUCCUGCCAUCUCACAAGCAAAGUGGAGGAAACAAAUGCUUGCCGGACUACCAAAACUGUUUGACAUGAUUUAUUUCCUGUUUCAAUCGAUCAGACGCUCUGUCAUCACCAAGGAGGAACUUAUGUACAAGAUCAUUUCAAGCCACCUAGGAACUGUUGAUACAAGAGAAAUCGAAGAGCAACUCAGAUUACUGCAUGAACUAGCGCCAGAAUGGAUCUACGAAAAGCCAGCAUCAAGUGGCGAUCUCCUCAUAUGUGUUAACAAGAUCCCGGGCCCUGAAUCAAUACGCUCGAGACUUGCAGAUGCAAAGUGAAAGCGGGGAGGAGAGCAGUAGGAUGAAGUAACAAUUGUAGAUAAUCUUGUUUGAGGCUUAUUAGAUGGGGCUGCCAUGGAAGAAUAAGAAGAAGAAUACUGCUUUGAUGGCUUGCUGACUUAAUUUUUAAUUUUUUUUUUCAAUAUUUAUUGUAGUGAUGAGCUUAUUGUGAAGUUAACUGACAUUGACAAUAGAUCAAAAGGUUUAACUUUGUAAGUAAUUACUUGCCAGCUUUUGUAAUUUUGAAGUUUACCCAUUGGGACAAUGGGUAGCAAAUUUGCAAGUUGCAACAUUCUCAAAUAAAAUACUUUU
Messenger RNA from Ipomoea triloba (trilobed morning glory), 2029 nucleotides. RefSeq names its product CDT1-like protein a, chloroplastic. Lineage: Eukaryota; Viridiplantae; Streptophyta; Magnoliopsida; Solanales; Convolvulaceae. The coding region runs from base 95 to 1717 and encodes 540 amino acids. Gene Ontology annotation, cellular component: nucleus. The record is from RefSeq and is a predicted model, not a curated record. Gene Ontology annotation, molecular function: DNA binding; DNA polymerase binding. The transcript is spliced from 8 exons. Gene Ontology annotation, biological process: mitotic cell cycle; DNA replication preinitiation complex assembly; regulation of DNA-templated DNA replication initiation.